Molecule: messenger RNA, 1158 nt
Organism: Tripterygium wilfordii
Lineage: Eukaryota; Viridiplantae; Streptophyta; Magnoliopsida; Celastrales; Celastraceae
Product: calcium-binding protein CBP-like
Exons: 5
Coding region: 42-950 (302 amino acids)
Molecular function (GO): calcium ion binding
Source: RefSeq, a predicted model, not a curated record
AGUUUUACACAUUUCCAAAUUUAUCCCUUUCUCACAUAGUCAUGUCUGGAUAUCCACAACCUCCUCCCGGCUACGGCUACGGCGCACCGUCUCAGCCGUACACGCAAAACCCUUAUGCCCCGCAGCAACACCCACCUUAUGGAGCUCCAACGCCUCCCUACGCCGCUGCGGUUCCUGUAGGCGAAAAGCCCCAUAAGGACAAGCCACAGUCCCACGGAGGAGCGCCACCGUAUUCAUCGGGAGGCGCUCCACCGUAUUCAUCUGGAGGAGCGCCACCGUAUACAUCUGGAGGUGCGCCACCGUAUGCAUCUGGAGGUGCACCACCUUAUUCAUCGGGGGGCGCGCCACCGUAUGCAGCAGGAGGCUAUCCGCCGCCGCCUCAGACGUACGGGAGCCCUUUCGCGACUCUGGUUCCGUCUGCGUUCCCUCCUGGCACGGACCCAACCGUCGUGGCCUGCUUCCAGAUGGCGGAUCAGGACGGAAGCGGGUUGAUCGACGACAAGGAGUUGCAGAGCGCGCUGUCUUCGUACAAUCAGAGCUUCAGCUUGAGGACUGUUCACCUGCUCAUGUAUCUCUUCACCAAUACCAACACUAGGAAGAUCGGACCGAAGGAAUUCUCUCAAUUGUUCUACAGCCUUCAGACCUGGAGGUCCACUUUCGACAGAUUUGACAGGGACAGGAGUGGCAAAAUUGAUGCUAAUGAGCUGAGGGAGGCGCUUUUGAGUAUGGGAUUUGCAGUCUCUCCAGUGGUAUUGGAUUUACUGGUGUCUAAGUUUGAUAAGACUGGAGGGAAGAACAAGGCCAUUGAAUAUGAUAACUUCAUUGAGUGCUGCCUUACAGUCAAGGGACUUACUGAGAAAUUCAAGGAGAAGGACACUUCGUACUCUGGCUCGGCUACUUUUGCUUACGAAGCUUUCAUGCUGACUGUUCUGCCAUUCCUUAUAGCAUAGAGGUGGAAGUUGUAACUGUUUCUUAUAUGCACUUUGCUUUUGAAUCUGUUUUAUGCAAUCUCCUUGUGAAGUUGGUUUUAUGUAAUCCGAGUGACUAGUCCAUUAGGUUUUGUGAAUUGGUACAAUACUAUGGUAGUAUUUGACUAGUUCUUUUGAGGGUACUUGUGAUUUUACCGUGUUUAAAUAAGAGUGGAGCAAUGUUUUCUAA